Coregonus sp. 'balchen' is the source of this 16416-nucleotide messenger RNA. The record is from the annotation of a GenBank genome assembly. NCBI's taxonomy places the organism in Eukaryota, Metazoa, Chordata, Actinopteri, Salmoniformes, Salmonidae.
AUGCAUUUUGCCUCCAGCGACGUCAAUCCCUUUGUUCACCAAUGGCAAGAAGAAGAGCCAAACCAAAGGUGCUACAAGAACCAGGUGUUUGGAAGUGCUGCUGACAUAUCUUGCAAAUCACCCAUGCUGGAUUCCACUGACAAACGCAUCACUAGAUGCUGCAGUGUCGACAACGGUUUAAACUUACAGAACUGUCCUUUCAACUCCCACCUGAGCACUUACGCCAACAACAAGGGACUAUCCAGCACCCUGAGCAGCAUGGAGGAAGAUUUAAAAGAUCAAACGUCCCCCAAAGCCCAUCUGAAAGGACAUACUAACCAAGCCUCUAGUAUUGACGAUCACAAUCAACCACUGAUCCGGACCAUGAGUUGUAACUCUUCUUCUUGCAACGAUGUAUCUGGAGAUCCUGGUAACAGCUCUGGCCAGGUGGAUGAGAUCAUGUUGGUCUACUCCUCAGAGCGGGAGUCUCAAUGUAACGGGUUUCAGAGUCCUGAAACACACACCACAUGUGACCACAGCACCCAGACAACCAUGACUCAAGAAACCAUGACUCAGACAACGAUCAACCAUAGUGAUCUACAGAGGAGAAACAACCAUCACAGAAGGAGCAGCACUCAGGUACCAGUGUCUCAGAAGAAUACAGAGGCCAGUAGAAAGACCACCACAUGGGCCAGCCUUCAAAACAUGUCUGAGCAUCUCUCUCAGCUGAUACACAACACUUCCGAUCUUCUGGGAAAUGUUCAGGGUAUGAGGUCUGGCGAUAGCCUCAAACAUAGUCCGAUAAGAAAUGUUAAAUCUUCAUCUCAUCUGUACUCCUCCAAAGAUUGGACCAAGAGAGACUGCUCAACCCAAACUGCAGUAGAUAUUGGGAUCCAGACUGAAAGGACUCCGUCUACAGAGAGGUCCAAAGCUCAUGAAGUUAAUGUGAUAGUCAAAGUGAUUGGCUCAGAAGUUCUCAAUGUGUCACAAGAGAAAGAGCUCCCCCUUCAACAUCAACUCAAGAACAGGCCAGAUGAUAGGAUUCAGAGCAUGCCUGACCUGCGACUCAAUGGCUCCACUGUUAACAAGAGAUAUAUCUUGGAACCAGAGAGUGUCCCUCACAAAGUGCCUUCUCUGGAGACUGUUGUCCAACGUCACAGCCAUUCAAAACCUGCUGUUCAUUGUAGAAGCAAUGAGGACUGCAAACCUGAGAGAGUGAACUUCUCCAAAAGCUUGGGAGUCUCUGAAGUCUGCAAUAAUUUGUCAGAAAUACUCAGACCAGACAGCCAUAACGUCUUGAGAAGGAGUGACCCGGGAAUAGGCUGUAAAAAACAAGUGAGCUCCACAGACCGUGCAUGCUCACCCAUUCUCACUGUGGGUCCCAGGAGUGGUUCCAACCAGAGCAGUAGAAAGUCUUUACAGAGUCUCAAAGAACAACAGAAGUUUGAGAUGCAAAAUAGAAGUAAAGAACACGUUUCGGACCGAAAAGAUUGCCAGUCAACACCUUGUUUAAAUUUCAGCGAACACAAAACAUGCAUAUCUUUCACAAAGAAUGAUAAGAUAUCAGGACAUGACUCCCUUUAUCUUUCUGGGAAGCCUUGUAAUGUCUCCACCACAAAAUCAACGGGAUCAAUAUCUCUCGAGAAUGUGAGUGCCCUCAGCCAUUCAAAAGGGUCUGAUGGACGCUCAGAAAGUCUUAGUUCGUCCAUUGAUAAAUACAUCCACAAUGAAAACCAGGAUUGUCAGCCACGAAGAAGAAAGGGCAAUGAGCACAUGGCACAAAACCAGCCAAAGUCCAAGAUGGUCUCUUCCUUCUGUUCUAAGCAGUAAUGGAGUCACUAUACCGAACCACACCUCUCUCACCUUCAGACAGACUGGUGUGUCCAAACAGGAGGAGAAAUCCAUCUCUACUUUUGGAGAUCAACUAAGCCACAGGAGACAUUCAAUAGACUACCACCACUGUAGACCAUCAGAGGGUCCAGUAGAUUGCUUCAGUGGUACUUAUGAACAUUCCCCUCUCAGUGACAACACCAUCCAGGUUCAGGAGGAUGACAUGGUGUCAUUGGCCCCAAGCGAGUGCAAUACAGACGUCCUAGUGAACAUCAACCCAGUCACCCACACUUCCAACUUCCAACACUCCCCACAGCAGCGAGAUCGCCAGUGUCUGCCUGAGGACCUACCUGUGCACAACAAGUUCACCAACUGGUCCGGCAUCAGCCAGCAUCCAUCUGAUAGAGGACAGAUCAGUAGUUCAAUGAAACCAGCCAUAUAUCUACCCACUGGUCACAAAGCACAGAGGAACCAGCCAGAGUGGUCCAGUCUGAGUCCAGAGUCCAUGUUCCAGAAGGACAGGAAGACGAGGGAGAUAGAGAGGCUGCGUAAGGAGCGAGAGCAGGUCAUGUCUACAGUCCAACUGAACAUGAACCCUCAUCAGCUGACCGUGGAGCUGACUGAAGCAAAGCUACACUACGGUCUGGGAGAGACAGACAUGCUAUUGAAGAUCCUAACAUCUGGAGAAACCAAGGAGGAGGAACCAUCCGCUGUCCCUACGAAACAGCAGCUCUAUGACCGGUAAGGCUGGCCCUAUGUAUGUGAUUAAGGCUGAAAAAGGCCCUAUGUAUGUGAUUGUGUUCAAAUUAUGAUUUAAUUAGAUAACUUUAAAAUGGUAGUUUUUUAAAUGUAAAUUAUUCUCUAUGUUCCUCUUGUUUCAGGCACCGGAGGAGCAUCAACGGUUUGAGGCAGGAGAGGGACGCUCGGCUUCAGACCUGUCGUCGGGCUCGCAGCCUCAGCCCCAGCAAACAUAACUACCCCCAUUCCCCUCCUCAAUCCCAAUCCCCGUCUCACCUCCGAUCCCCUCCUCAAAAAGCCAUAUCCUCCUCCAGGAUUUCAACCUUGCCUAGCCAACGCAGAGAGUACCUCCAACAGCUCCGCCAAGAAGAAGUGGAGGGCAGUAGGUAAGACACUACCCCAGGAGCCAGAUCAAAUAAUAUUUUUGUGCUAAAUUGCUCAACAGUUUUCAAUGUCAGAUUAUAUAGUCUCUGUCGUAAAGAGGGUUAUAUCGGUGGAUUAAUUUAUCAAUUGAUUGAUUGUAAAUCUGUCUUUCCCCAGGAUCCCAGAUCCACCCAGAGGAGAGGGUCAUUAUCCCUCUGAGAUAGAGCAGCUGCUGCGGGACUAUGGCCGUGCCCGUGAGGAGGCCAGGACAGAAAUAGCGCGCGCAAGGGAACGGCUGCGUGAGAGGACAGAGCAGGAGAAGAGACGUCUCCAGCAACAGGCUCUGUCUCAGGUGGUCAAGGUUAGUCCCAGCAAGAAGUCAUAGUUUCACACUCCAUAGAUAGUUGAAAGCCUCAAGAUGUAUUCAGCAUAUUUUCUACAAUCAUUCUAUAACAAAAUCUUUCUGUCACCUCCCUCCGAGUCCAUUGACUAUGGACUCGGAGGGAACAUGACUCCCUGUCAAAAUAAAGGUUAAAUAACCCUUUAACCCUAUUCUCAACCAGCUGGUAAAGCAUGUUUUGACAAUGGAUUUAGAAGCGGAUAUGGAAAAAAAACUUCACUUGAACUUGAUUGGUCAACUCCCCCAGCAACAAUUUACAUAAUUUGUAUCCUUUUCAGGUGCUGCAGUUCAGUGUUGUGACACUCUAACUUUGCCCACCUAGAGGGCUGUAAGUAAACUCUAAAUCAGUCACCAAAGAUAGGGGAUAAAAGGCAGGAAUUGAGCUGGUGAGGGAUUAAUAUUGCACCAUUCCUGUUAGUAGAGGCCUUGAAGAGUAGGAAUAUGAAAAUAAAUAGUUAAAAUGCAGUAAAAAAAAGUACGGUGGACUAAGAAUAGGGUACAUUUAUUUUUUAUUAAAAAUACUUAUUUUGGUAAAAGAUGUGAUUGAAUUGCUGACAACACACUAUAUUAGGCAACAUAAAUUGGUUAAACCACAUUUCAUGGGGUCAAUUCAUCAAUAUUCAGACUUAAGGUCGCCUAUAAAAUAAUUCCUAUAAUAGUAAUAAAAAACUGCACAUUGUCAUAUAUUAUCUCAAGAUGUAGUCUGAAGAUGUGGGAAACAUUGUGGAAGAACCUGGAUCAUUUGAAAUUUAAGAAAAAACAUUUUGAGCAACAUUGCACUAUACACUAUCUGAAAACGCAUUAAUUUAAAUGUAAUUGAAUAUUCAUGUUUGGAUAUACAAAAUUACCAUAAUUUGUAAACAUUUGACAUCAGUCCUUAUUUAACAAUGCUUACCUACCUAUAAAAGCCAUUGAAGCAGACCUAAAGUAUUUUUUUUUAAUAUUGUUGAAAUGAGUGAAAAUGCUAUGCAAAUGGUAUGACCUUCUUUUGACAUAUCAACCGCCUGGUAGAGCUCUGUUAUUUCCAAAAUAAACAUCAAGUUGAAAAAUAAAAACUAUUGGAAGUUCUUAUUUGAGUUACGAGAAUGGCUUACCAAGAAAAACUUCCAAAAGGACUAAUUUGAGGUUAAAAGGAGUUGGAGCUCUCAACAAAAAAGGCAGAGAUUGAUUUCUUAUUGCUCACGUUCAAAUUUCACCAAGAGGAUGUGAUAUCGUACGUAAACUAAAACAAAGAGAGGCAUUCUGGCAGUACUCCUUAGACACUGUGAAUCCAAAGAGGCUAAACAAUGAUUUUUCACUGUCCUCGUUUCUAUACAAAAUAGUGCGAAGGCUCACCUGAACUCUUAUUUGAUUUGUAAGUAAUAGGAAUUUAAGGUGAAAUCAUUUUUUCAAUGUUUUUCAAUGAGAGACAGUUAAAGGGAUACAUAAAUAAAUCAAAUUGACUAGAAGGUGGAACUAUUUUUCAUGGAUCCAGCUCGAAGGACCAUGAAAAGAACGCCACCUUAUAUUCAGAUACUUACACUACAUGACCACAAGUAUGUGGACACCUGCUCGUCGAACAUCUCAUUCCAAAAUCAUGGGCAUUAAUAUGGAGUUGGUCCCCCCUUUGCUGCUAUAAACAGCCUCCACUCUUCUGGGAAGGCUUUCCACUAGAUGUUGGAACAUUGCUGCAGGGACUUGCUUCCAUUCAGACACAAGAGCAUUAGUGAGGUCGGACACUGAUGUUGGGCGAUUAGGCCUUGCUCUCAGUCGGCAUUCCAAUUCAUCCCAAAGGUCUUCGAUUGGGUUGAGGUCAGGGCUCUGUGCAGGCCAGACAAUUUCUUCCACACCCAUCUCGACAAACCAUUUCUGUAUGGACCUCGCUUUGUGCACGGGGGCACUGUCAUGCUGAAACAGGAAAGUGCCUUCCCCAAACUGUUGCCACAAAAUUGGAAGCACAGAAUCGUCUAGAAUGUCAUUGUAUGCUGUAGCGUUGAUUUACCUUCACUGACACUAAGGGGCCUAGCCCGAACCAUGAAAAACAGCCCCAGACCAUUAUUCUUCCUCCACCAAACUUUACAGUUGGCACUAUGCAUUCGGGCAGGUAGCGUUCUCCUGGUAUCCACCAAACUCCUGCCAUCCGCCAAAUGGUGAAGCGUGAUUCAUCACUCCAGAGAACGCGUCCACUGCUCUAGAGUCCAAUUGCGACGGGCUUUACACCACUCCAGCCGGACGCUUGGCAUUGCGCAUGGUGAUCUUAGGCUUGUGUGCGGCUGCUCGGCCAUGGAAACCCAUUUCAUGAAGCUCCCGACAAACAGUUAUUGUGCUGACGUUGCUUCCAGAUGCAGUUUGGAACUCAGUAGUGAGUGUUGUAACCGAGGAGAGACAAUUUUUAUGCGCUACGUGCUUCCCGUUCUGUGAGCUUGUGUUACCUACCACUUCGUGGCUGAGCCGCUGUUGCUCCUAGACGUUUCCACUUCACAAUAACAGCACUUACAGUUGACCGGGGCAGCUCUAGCAGGGCAGACAUUUUACGAACUGACCUGUUGGAAAGGUGGCAUCCUAUGACGGUGCCACGUUGAAAGUCACUGAGCUCUUCAUUAAGGCCAUUCUACUGUCAAUGUUUGUCUAUGGAGAUUGCAUGGCGGUGUGCUCAAUUUUAUAUACCUGUCAGCAACGGGUGUGGUUGAAAUAGCCGAAUCCACUAAUUUGAAGGGGUGUCCACAUACUUUUGUAUAUAUUGUGUAUGUUGUCCCCUGAUCUGUGCUGUUUUCCUAAAACAUAUCCAUCGCUCUUCUUCUCUGUCUACUGAUUAUUCAUUCACGUUUAGGAUGACUUGCGGUAUCGGACCAGAGUCAGCAACAGUACACUGUGCACUGGGUCGAGUCUGAGCCUAUCAUCUGGACCAACCUCUGGCUACAACAGUGGAAACACAGCUCAGUUGAAGGACGGCAGUAGACCCUCACUGACACUGCAGGUACUGUACUAGUUUUAGAAGACGUUUUUUGUUGUUUGCUUACACCCAGGGACUGCACUUGGAAACUAGCCGGCUGGUUAAAACUGGCACAUUUACAGUAAUGUUGAUUAAUGUGCACUGUCCCUGAAAAACGAAAUGUUAUAAAGUUAAGUAAAGCCUAAUGGCUGGUUUAUAGUUAGUCUGACAACAGGACUGUAGAGAACUAGAACAAUACAUACAGUAUACUGUAUCUAUGGACAGUCGGUAGACUUACUGUAAACCAAACUUAAAGUAACUGUCCAGUGAAAAUCUCACUUUUUAAAAGUUCAUAUUCUAUUAACUCAGACGAAAAUAUUGUUGUUGACUCAUCCUAUACUUGUAUUUAUGGCCAAAGCAUAAAUUGGAGAAAAAAACCUUCAAAAACCCCACCUCAAACUUGUAUCUGGAACAGACCGUUUAAAAAAUGCUUGCUGUUUCCUCAUAGAGGAUGAUGUCAUCCUCCUGAGGAGGAUUAGCUGGCCAAUCAGUCGUCUACUCGCAUGAAUAUUUUUUAUAACCGGUAUACACACACAUCAUUCUGUUGUUGGAGUACGCCGACACCAUUCCAACACAGAAAAGCUGCAUUUUAACAUACUUAAUUUUGAAUUUUUGGAAGGAAAACUAUUUCACUCAUAUUGUAAUUAAUUAUAGGUCAUAUUUCAUAGAAAUCUGGAAACACUGGACAGUUACUUUAAGGGUGUUAGAUAUUACAAAAAUGUAAAAUGUAAAAUGUAAUUACAGACUAUUUACAGUGUGGUGCAAUGCAUCAGAUGAUUGGUUGUUCAAUGUCUUAAUGUGUUUGUAUUUGGGCUGUCAAACGAUUGAAAUAAUUAUUUGAGUUAAUGGAAUUAGUUAAUCGCGACGAUUAAUCGCAAUUUUAGAAUUUGUUCAAAUUUGGCCCUAAAUAUAUAUUUCUUAUACAAGAAACACAAAAUAAUCUGUAUCAGAAUGUUUUUAAUGGCAUUUUCACCACAAACAACACAAAAGUCACGUACAGCUGAUAAUGCACCCAAUGUUUAAGUAGGCCUACUCUCUCUUAUCAAUGUUCUUGAAGUUUAACACUUGCGAGCGCUCACGCACGCACCACACACACACACACACACACACACACACACACACACACACACACACACACACACACACUCAUGUACUGUUAAAGCUUCAAGCAUUCUAAAUAAGUAUUCUCCUAAUUUCUGAUUGGAGGCUUGACUAUAGGAAAAAAGAACUGGCUCUAUGGAUUUUAAACCUGUCCCAACAAUGUUAUGAAUUCCACAGAAGACAAUAACAACAGAUCAGCCAGGUCUGAGUUCAUGUAAAAUAUAAUACAGCUAUUAGAUCUAAUACUUAUCCAUGUUCUUCAACAAAAACUAUUCACAAGCUGCUAAUACUACAAUUGGGAUAAUUUGCUUAAAUCAUUUGACCUGAGAACUACAACAAAAACAGUACUUAAAUGGAAUGGAUGUCCUGUUCAGAUUAAAAUCAUUGUGGGAAGUUAGUUGAAUCAAGAGACAUUCAGCCAUGGCAUUGUAAAUAUUAUUUUUUGGUUAGCUAGCUAGCUAAGGUUAGCAGAACUAGCUGACCAACUUUUUAUUUAGUUUGUCAUUUUUUCAGACGGGGGUUACAGGUACAGGUAUAACAUUCAUAUUAAUUCAGAUACACUACCGGUCAAGUGAAGACAUCAAAACUAUGCAAUAACACAUAUGGAGUCAUGUAGUAACCAAUUUAUAUUUGAGAUUCUUCAACUGACCCAACACACCUCCAGGCUGUGUAAGGGCUAUUUUACCAAGAAGGAGAGUGAUGGAGUGCUGCAUCAGAUAACCUGGCCUCCACAAUCCCCCGACCUCAACCAAAUUGAAAUGGUUUGGGAUGAGUCGGACCGCAGAGUGAAGGAAAAGCAGCCAACAAGUGUUCAGCAUAUGUGGGAACUCCUUCAAGACUGUUGGAAAAGCAUUCCAGGUGAAGCUGGUUGAGAGAAUGCCAAGAGUGUGCAAAGCUGUCAUCAAGGCAAAGGGAGGCAAUUUGAAGAAUCUCAAAUAUAACAUAUAUUUUGAUUUGUUUAACACUUUUUUGGUUACUAAAUGAUUCCAUAUGUGUUAUUUAUUGUGGUCCUCUGUAGCUCAGCUGGUAGAGCACGGCGCUUGUAACGCCAAGGUAGUGGGUUCGAUCCCCGGGACCACCCAUACACAAAAAAAUGUAUGCACGCACGACUGUAAGUCGCUUUGGAUAAAAGCGUCUGCUAAAUGGCAUAUUAUUAUUAUUAAUAGUUUUGAUGUCUUCACUAUUAUUCUACAAUGUAGAAAAUAGUAAAAAAUAAAGCAUAACCCUUGAAUGAGUAGGUGUUCUAAAACUUUUGACCGGUAGUAUAUGUUCAUACAUUCAGUUAUAAUAUUUGCAUUUCAUAUUUCAUACUUUAUGGUACCUAUGGGCUGCCACUCUAAAAAAAAAAAAAAAAAACCCACAAAAAACAAUCAGAGAAAUGCAUACAAAGACAAAGAACAGCAUCAACAGUUUUGUAAUAUUCUAUAUGCAAUGGGAAAACCCCCCCAAAAUGCUCCCCCUCCCCAACCCCCCCAGUCCCCAUCCACCCACCAGCAUCCUCCCUUCCCACCCGGAUACCAUGUUUCCCACCUAUUCCCACCCCUUCCCACCCGUUACCUUUGACAGUCCUAGUUUGUUUUUGUCCCUAUUUAAAUAAACUAAAAAUAAAUAAAGAGCCUAAUGAAUUCUCUGUGUUGUUUUUGUCUGGUCCCAGGUCACUGGGCUCCCAGAUGAUGGGAUAAAUGUGUUGAAGGUCAGGUCUCGCCCUCCCAUCUGUGGUUCUCAGAGUGUGAAGACCCAGCGUGCCUGGCUCUCUGCCCAAGGUAAGGAUUGAGUGACUCACUACCACUACCGCCAGCCGCUGUUUUCAUGCACAAGGCAGAGACAACAUCUCUCCACUUCUGAUGGUCUAAAGCAUGUUUGGCAGCCUGGCAUAAAUUAAUGUAGCCUCCCUUCAACAGCUUUUCUUCUUUUGGGGCAUCCACAUUUGCGUCUUCCUUCUGGAGUCCCCCUGAGCCUCUCUCUACUUCCUAAUUUUCAACAAACAAUUGCAAUUGGGCGGCAGGUAGCUUAGUGGGUGAGAGCGUUGUGCCAGUAACCGAAAGGUCGCUGGUUCUAAUCCCCGAGCCGACUAGGUGAAAAAUCUGUCGAUGUGCCCUUGAGCAAGGCACUUAACCCUAAUUGCUCCUGUAAGUCGCUCUGGAUAAGAGCGUCUGCUAAAUGACUUAAAUGUAAAAAAAAUGUAAAUGUAAUACUUUGAAUACCCAUAUUAACCAUUAGCAGUGUUUCCUCUGAAAAAUUGUUUUGCAGUGGGGAGAAAAGGUAGCUGAAUCUCAGUUAUGGUGACUACUCCAAAAUGAAUUAAAAUAAAAUGAUGCUGACACCAUCUAAAAUAGAAUUUCCACCUCCAGAAAUGAUCCGGUAUGCUAUUAGCAAUAAGCAUUAUCACCUGUAGCCCAACUGAUGCAGCAUAGUGGCUAUAAGAUAAAUAGGCUGAAUCAUAGGGUUGCCUAUCUGCAUUUACCCUAUUGGGUUCAUCAUUAUCUAGAUCUAAAUGUGAUAUUUUAACUACACUGAACAAAAAAUAUAAACGCAACAUGUAAAGUGUUGGUCCCAUGUUUCAUGAGCUGAAAUAAAAGAUCCCAGAAAUGUUCCAUAUGCGCAAAAAGCAUAUUUCUCUCACAUUUUGUGCACAAAUUUGUUUACAUCCUUGUUAGUGAGCAUUUCUCCUUUGCCAAGAUAAUCCAUCAAGAAUAUGGUUAAACAACAUGAUCAUUACACAGGUGCACCUUGUGCUGGGGACAAUAAAAAGUCACUCUAAAAUGUGCAGUUUUGUCCCACAACACAAUGCCACAGAUGUCUUAAGUUUGAGGGAGUUUGCAAUUGGAAUGCUGACUGCAGGAAUGUCCACCGGAGCUGUUGCCAGAUAAUUGAAUGUUCAUUUCUCUACCAUAAGCUGCCACCAGCGUCAUUUUAGAGAAUUUGGCAGUACAUCCAACCGGCCUCACAACCGCACAACACAUGUAUGGCGUCGUGUGGGUGAGCGGUUUACUGAUGUCAACGUUGUGAACAGAGUGUCCCAUGGUGGCGGUGGGGUUAUGGUAUGGGCAGGCAUAAGCUACGGACAACAAACACAAUUGCAUUUUAUCGAUGGCAAUUUGAAUGCACAUUGAUACCGUGACGAGAUCCUGAGGCCCAUUGUCGUGCCAUUCAUCCACCGCCGUCACCUCAUGUUUCAGCAUGAUAAUGCACAGCCCCAUGUCGCAAGGAUCUGUACACAAUUCCUGGAAGCUGAAAAUGUCCGAUUUCUUCCAUGGCCUGCAUAUUCACCAGACAUGUCACCCAUUGAGCAUGUUUGGGAUGCUCUGGAUUGACGUGUAUGACAGCAUGUUCCAGUUCCCGCCAAUAUCCAGCAACUUCACACAGCCAUUGAAGAGGAGUAAAACCUUCCACAGGUGACAAUCAACAGUCUGAUCAUCUCUAUGCGAAGAAGAUGUGUCGCGCUGCAUGAGGCAAAUGGUGGUCACACCAGAUACUGACUGGUUCUCUGAUCCACGCCCCCACAUUUUUUAAAAGGUAUCUGUGACCAACGGAUGCAUAUUUGUAUUCCCAGUCAUGUGACAUCUAUAGAUUAGGGCCUAAUUUAGGGACUGAUUUCCUUAUAUGAACUGAAACUCAGUAAAAUCUUUGAAAUUGUUGCAUGUUGCAUUUAUAUAGCAUCCUGUUGAAUUUUAGGUCCCAAAAAACUUUCAUAAACACAGUGAAUAUAAUGUAGGCCUACCUGUUAGGGUAACUUUGGGUGACCCGCCCACCCCCUUGUACUUCUCACAGAAACCGCUUCAUGUCGCAAUUUUUUCCCCCAACACUUUCUCUGGUUGCCACUACUCUUGCUCAACAGAAAAUGUAAUCCGUCUCAUCACUAUUUUUUAAGUCACUACAAUUUUAUUUUUGUGAUAGGUUGGUGUUUUACCCUAAGUUACCAUUCAAUUGACCCAUUUGACAUUUAGCCUCACUUUCCCCUAUGCAUUCAUGGUGAAUUGUGGAGUGGUAAUGUGCCGCUGCUAAAAACUGAGGGUUUGAAAUGGAGCAGUUUGGGCAUAUUUAGGACUUGAGAAAUAAAUAAAAUAGGACUGGAAAGCUGGAAACCCACUCUUUUUAACAAAGGCCAUUCAUGUAUAUUUCCCUCCCUAUGGCACUCGUAACUUGAAUGCGCCUCGAGAUGAAUGUUUCUCUCGUAUAGAACACACAACAACAAUCCGACCAGGUAAAUAAAAUAUUAUUCUAUUGGGUUGUCAGAAUUUUCUAUUCAUUACUCGUUUUGUUUGCAGAGGAAACGUAAAUGUGGACUGUUCUAGCAUCUUCAAAGUGCGCCUCGGCAGAUACACUGCUCAAAAAACAUAAAGGGAACACUAAAAUAACACAUCCUAGAUCUGAAUGAAUGAAAUAAUCUUAUUAAAUACUUUUUUCUUUACAUAGUUGAAUGUGCUGACAACAAAAUCACACAAAAAUUAUCAAUGGAAAUCAAAUGUAUCAACCCAUGGAGGUCUGGAUUUGGAGUCACCCUCAAAAUUAAAGUGGAAAACCACACUACAGGCUGAUCCAACUUUGAUGUAAUGUCCUUAAAACAAGUCAAAAUGAGGCUCAGUAGUGUGUGUGGCCUCCACAUGCCUGUAUGACCUCCCUACAACGCCUGGGCAUGCUCCUGAUGAGGUGGCGGAUGGUCUCCUGAGGGAUCUCCUCCCAGACCUGGACUAAAGCAUCCGCCAACUCCUGGACAGUCUGUGGUGCAACGUGGCGUUGGUGGAUGGAGCGAGACAUGAUGUCCCAGAUGUGCUCAAUUGGAUUCAGGUCUGGGGAACGGGCGGGCCAGUCCAUAGCAUCAAUGCCUUCCUCUUGCAGGAACUGCUGACACACUCCAGCCACAUGAGGUCUAGCAUUGUCUUGCAUUAGGAGGAACCCAGGGCCAACCGCACCAGCAUAUGGUCUCACAAGGGGUCUGAGGAUCUCAUCUAGGUACCUAAUGGCAGUCAGGCUACCUCUGGCGAGCACAUGGAGGGCUGUGCGGCCCCCCAAAGAAAUGCCACCCCACACCAUGACUGACCCACCGCCAAACCGGUCAUGCUGGAGGAUGUUGCAGGCAGCAGAACAUUCUCCACGGCGUCUCCAGACUCUGUCACGUCUGCCACAUGUGCUCAGUGUGAACCUGCUUUCAUCUGUGAAGAGCACAGGGCGCCAGUGGCGAAUUUGCCAAUCUUGGUGUUCUCUGGCAAAUGCCAAACGUCCUGCACGGUGUUGGGCUGUAAGCACAACCCCCACCUGUGGAUGUCGGGCCCUCAUACCACCCUCAUGGAGUCUGUUUCUGACCGUUUGAGCAGACACAUGCACAUUUGUGGCCUGCUGGAGGUCAUUUUGCAGGGCUCUGGCAGUGCUCCUCCUGCUCCUCCUUACACAAAGGCGGAGGUAGUGGUCCUGCUGCUGGGUUGUUGCCCUCCUACGGCCUCCUCCACGUCUCCUGAUGUACUGGCCUGUCUCCUGGUAGCGCCUCCAUGCUCUGGACACUACGCUGACAGACACAGCAAACCUUCUUGCCACAGCUCGCCUUGAUGUGCCAUCCUGGAUGAGCUGCACUACCUGAGCCACUUGUGUGGGUUGUAGACUCCGUCUCAUGCUACCACUAGAGUGAAAGCACCGCCAGCAUUCAAAGGUGACCAAAACAUCAGCCAGGAAGCAUAGGAACUGAGAAGUGGUCUGUGGUCACCACCUGCAAAACCAGUCCUUUAUUGGGGGAUGUCUUGCUAAUUGCCUAUAAUUUCCACCUGUUGUCUAUUCCAUUUGCACAACAGCAUGUGAAAUGUAUUGUCAAUCAGUGUUGCUUCCUAAGUGGACAGUUUGAUUUCACAGAAGUGUGAUUGACAUGGAGUUACAUUGUGUUGUUUAAGUGUUCCCUUUAUUUUUUUGAGCAGUGUAUAUUCUUUCAUGUUCCAUAUUAUUUUGCCGUGGCGCAGCGCCGCAGCUAAAUGAUUGCAGUGGAAACACUGCCAUUAGUGUCUUUUCUCCUGUGUCUUGUGUAGAUGUACGACUGGAGCCUGGUGUGUCAGGGUCUGACCCUCUGAUGUCAUUCUCACCGUCAUCUCCCACAAGCCUACGCCAGUGCACAGCCUCCUUUGGCUCCGCCUCCUCCAUAUCUACAGCCUAUCAGGACCUCACGUCCUGUCUGCUUGGCCAAGCUAUGGCUGAGGUAGAACAUGACACUUUUCCCUUAAAAGUAGAAUCUAGUCAUCCUAUUUCUAUGGUUUCUCCUCCUCGCCAUCCACCAGUUACACAACCUUCAGCCUUUGUUGUGGAUGUACUGCAUGCUCUGACCAAAUCAAUCAGCUGAAUAAUUAUGUAAUGUAAACAUUAUUUAUGUAAACAUUGUCUAGAAUAAACAGCUGUGCUGUUCUCACCUUUGCUCCAGGUGCGCUUGGCUGCUGCUGGUGACAUGGGGAACCUUAGUAAUGGGGAAGGCUGCUGCUGGUUGGAGGUGAGUUGCACUGUGGUUUCUCCUCUUGUCAUUUUCCUAAUAAUUUGUAAAGACUUCUGAGAGAAAACAUGGUAAACACUUCACGUAACCCAUAUUAUAACACAUGACAAAGGCUCAUACACCCUUAUAAGUUAAAAAGCAUCAAAAAGUACACCUGCAGGCUUAAAGUAAAGUGUUACCAAAACAUGUUAUACUGUAGGUACACUAAUAUUAGAUACUAUGUAUUAACCACCUCCCUGUCCUCUCUCUAUCAGUUAUCAGGGGAUAGAGCGAGGUGUCCAGGCCUUCUACAAGCCCUCCUCUAGCCCGUCAGUUCACUCGUUCCUGGGGGUGGUGGAGCUAGAGAGGCCCAUGGCCAGCCUGUGGAGCAUGGUCCGAGACCACUCCAAGACCCACCUGUACCACAAGGCUGUCCAGUCAGCCCGGACACGGCCACUAGAUGACAGCACUCAGCUGGGUGAGUCUGCUGGCUGGAGUAUAGCAGGGUUGGGGUCAAUUCUCUACUUGAAAAUGGUGAAAGCCUUCAAUGCUGCUGCCCAUGCUAAAACAGGCGUCUAUCCAUGUCUAUUCCAUUUCAGUUCAUACAAAUUACUUCCAGGAAGUAAAGUGAAAUUCAGAUUCCAAUUGUAAUUUUCCUCAUGCUUUUCCAUGUGUUUCUCCUCAGUGUACCUGUUGACAGACCCGUCCAGCUGCCACCUCAAACAGCCCAGAGACUUCUGCUGCAUCAGCACCCAAUCACGACAGGUCAGUAGGGUCAGAGGUCAGAGGUCAAAGCCACACACUUGCUGGACCUCCAGCUGACUUCCAAGUCCUAACUGAUCUUUCUUACCAAGAGUCGUUUUAAAUGUUCAACUGCACAGCAAAUUGGCCAGUGUUACCUAGUGUUGAUUUUGAUUCAGAUGUUAAAUUAACUCUGUAAGUUUUAAAUUAACACUCAUUGGUUUAAAAGAACACCAGUGUUGGUGUUAAUAACCAGUGUUAAACAAAAACCAUGCCCAUCAUUAUCAUAUUUCCCAGCAUGCUCUAUUGCAGGUUGAUUUUUUGAAUAGUUUUUUUCAAUAUGUAUGUUUUUGCAUGUACAUUGAUUUAUUUAAUUCAUCUUAUGCUACUCACAUAUAAAUAACAUAUAUAUUUUUAAAUCUUAUCCAGUCUGUUACUUGGACUAAUUGCACCUGGUACUGAAAUGGUUGGUCCAGUUUAGAUGCUUAAGGUAGACUCAUAUCUUAGUCUUCCCAACCUGGCAGUCAUUCUGAAUGCAGGUUGUGGGUGAAUAAAAAUUCAAAAUGCUGGAUAUCCCUGCUGGAUUCCAAUAGUAAUUAUACGUCAUGAAAAUGAAUGAAUGCAACAAUCAUGUCUCUGUCACUAACAAAUAUAAUCAUGAGUGGUAACUCUACAAUUCACUUGAAAGGCAAGGCACUAAGCAGUGUGUUAAUUUAACACUGAAAAGUGUGGACCCGUAUAGACACUGGACCAGUGUUACAUUGAGCACUGUCAGUGUUGAUUUAACACUGGAGAAUUUGCUGUGUGGAAUCAGGGGGACAGAGGACAUCCUCAUUUCAGGGGCAAUGAUUGUUAUUGCACUAUAGCCAGGUAGUUUUUUUCAUUUUUUAUUGUCACAUACACUAGAUAGGUGCAGUGAAAUGUGUUGUUUUACAGGGUUCAGCCAUAGUAGUACGGUGACCGUGAAGCAAAUUAUGGUUAAGUGCCUUGCUCAAGGGUACAUGGACAGAUUUUUCACCUUGUCCUCUCGGGUAUUUGAACCAACGCUCUAACCGCUAGGCUACAUGUCACCCUUUUUUAUUUUUUACAUGGUUUAUUUUUUACAUAGUCAGGAAAACGUCUAACUCAGUACCCUCUCUCUCUUAGGAUGACCUUUGUGUGCUGGCCAUGCAGUCUGUCUUUGAGGAGUCUCUCCCUCGGCCCAGUGUGGAGGCCAUCCGGGGGGAGAUGUUGCCUAGCGCCUGGGUCCUUCAGCCAAUCACACGCCACGGCCGAGAGGUUGUCAGGGUCAUCUACCUGCUGCAGGUGAGACAGGAACAAGUUUACUAUGACAAUGUAAAGUGGUCUGAAAAAUCUAGCAAUCAAAAUCUAUUUAUCAAUCUUGUUUUACAUCAACAGUUCUUAAGAGCUCUUCAGAUGCAGAUAUGCUUCAUGAUUCCUUAUCUAAAUGCGGAGUCUCUCUUCCUCUCUCUUUUCUUUUCUUCCUCCCCUUCUCUUCGCAAAUCCCUCCCUCGGUUCACUUUUUGUCCUCCUGUCUUUCAGGCCGACCUUGGCACUCCAUCCUUCCCACAGAAGCUGUUGGGAACAGUGGCUAGGAGACAGGCUGCAGUCCUGGCAGAGCUCGAUUCCCUUUUCUCUCUGUGAGACUGACAGCUGGCCAGGGUUGUGUUCAUUAGUCACCAAAUUGAAGAAAACUGACUGAAAAAGUACCUACCUGGACUUGUCCAAUAAGAAAUAAUCAUAUUUUUGUUACGUUUCAAAACAUUUUGCUAUGGUGUGCCUUUAUGAACACGCCCCAGGUUAAAGGCCACAGCAGUGAGCACUUAGACAUACAGUAUGUCCAGAAUCUGA